AGAACCGCGAGUGUUUAAUUAUUUUUAUAAUUUAUAAUAAGUUACACACGUAAACGACUGAAUUAGUGCUACGAAUCGCACUUGAUUAUAACUUGAUUAUGCUAAUUUAUCUUGUUAUAAACGAAAAAUUAACAAGUUGAUAUGUCUUUAUUGAAAGAAAACAAAUUUGACUGCCGGGUUAGUUCGGUGCUAAACAAAAAUGUUCGAUCUUACGGAAAAAAGUAUAUGUUUGAUAAUUCCAAUGAAACGUGUUGGAAUUCUGAUGCAGGAAGUCCACAGUGGAUUGUUAUUAACUUUGAAGAAGAAUGUAAUGUUUCUAAUUUUGAAAUAGAAUUUCAAGGUGGAUUUGCUGGCAAAGAUUGCCAUAUAGAGGCUGGCAAUGAUGAAAAAGAUAUGACAGUUGUGGAAGCAUUUUAUCCAGAGGAUACAAAUAAACUACAGCGUUUUAACUUAAAGAACCGGAUCAAAGCCAAGACUUUUAAAUUUGUGUUCAAUCAAAGUACUGAUUUUUUUGGCAGAAUUAUUAUAUAUAAUUUGUCAUUAUAUUCGUGAUAUCAAAUAUCUGAUAUUUUUACAAUAUGUAUAAAAGAUAUUUACACAAAUAUCACAAUUAGUGGUCAGAUCUAU
Camponotus floridanus (Florida carpenter ant) is the source of this 627-nucleotide messenger RNA. Its product is annotated as nuclear receptor 2C2-associated protein. Bases 142 to 552 code for a protein of 136 amino acids. NCBI's taxonomy places the organism in Eukaryota, Metazoa, Arthropoda, Insecta, Hymenoptera, Formicidae. The record is from RefSeq and is a predicted model, not a curated record. The transcript has 3 exons.